ACCGAGUCCACGGGCUCUUCCAAUUAUUGGGCAUUUCCAUCACCUAAAGCAACCAAUUCAUAGAACUCUGGACAAACUCUCGAAAAAGUAUGGUCCUGUCAUGUUUCUCAAGCUUGGAACUCGUAAAGUAGUUGUAGUUUCAUCUCCAAUGGCGGUCCAAGAAUGCUUCACAACGAAGGACAUCAUAUUCGCGAACCGCCCUGAACUGCUUGCUGGAAAACUACUCAAUUACAACAACACCACAAUGGGUUUCUCUUCCUAUGGCGAUCACUGGCGAAACCUAAGGCGCCUCACAACUGUAGAAAUUUUCUCCCCAAAACGUCUAACCAUGUUUACAAGUAUCUGGGAAGAUGAAGUCAAUUUGAUGAUGAAGGAACUGUACCAAAAAUCCCGAGAGAAGCCCAUGAAGGUGGAGUUGAGGCCAAAGUUCAUGGAACUUUCGUUCAAUAUUAUGGUGAGAAUGAUAGCGGGAAAAAGGUACUAUGGAAAGGAUGUAGUGGAUGAAGAAGCGAGGCAGUUUCAGGGUAUUUUGAGGGAAUCGAUGGAGCUUCAUGGAAGUUCAAAUUUGGGAGAUUAUUUUCCUUUCUUUCAGUGGGUUGACAUUCAAGGGGUACAGAAGAGGAUGGUGAGGUUGAUGAAGAAGAUGGAUAAAUUCUUCCAAUUCCUAAUUGAUGAGCACCGAAAAAUCAGAACCAAAUCAAAUGUAUCAUUGGGUGAAUCAAGUGGAAGCACAGAAGAAAGGAAGAAGAAGAAGACUUUGAUUGAUGUUAUGUUAUCACUGCAACAAGAAGAACCAGAAUUGUACUCGGACACAAUUAUAAAAAGUGUUAUACUGGCUAUGCUUGUUGCUGGGACAGAAACUUCAACAACCAUCAUGGAAUGGGCAAUGUCACUUCUCCUCAACCAUCCACAAACCAUGAAGAAGGCCUUGGCUGAAAUCGAGACCAACGUUGGGCAAGGCCGCCUGUUGAAUGAGCAAGACCUGCCAAAACUGAAGUACCUACACAACAUAAUCAGUGAAACACUGAGGUUGUUUCCUGCUGCUCCACUUCUUCUGCCACAUGAGUCAGCAGAUGAUACAACUAUCUGUGGAUACAACGUACCACGAGGCACAAUGUUGUUGGUCAAUAUAUGGACACUUCAAAGGGACCCCGAGUGCUGGGAGGACUCGACAAAGUUUAAUCCAGAGAGAUUUGAAGAAGGGGAAGCUGAAGGGUAUAAGAUGAUUCCAUUUGGUGCUGGAAGGCGGGCUUGUCCUGGGGCUACUUUGGCAAGGCGAGUGAUCGCUUUGCUUUGGGAGCCUUGAUUCAGUCCUUUGAAUGGGAAAGGGUUGGCAAAGAGGAGAUUGACAUGACAGAAGGGAUAGGUCUAACCAUGCCAAAAGCCAAGCCCUUGGAGGCUCUAUGUAAUCCUCGACAAACCAUGAUCAAUCUCCUUUCUGGACUGUGAAUCAUAUGACCAAUUGAUUGAGGCGACUGCUCGCAUAGUUUUCGUCAAUUUCGUUGUCUUCCACAGGUUUACUUUUGUUGCAGGGCCUUGAUCAUCAUGUACCGUUGGUAAAGCUUGUAUUGUUGUUUGGAUUUAUAUUUUGGCUCCCUGGCCUGGGUGGCGCUAAUGCCUUCCUCUGGGUAGGUCUGUGCUUGUUUCUUGGCGUUUAAGCCCACUGUAAACUUUUACAGUAUAUCUUUGCUGUGCGGAAUAAAUAGCUUAAGAUGCAAUAAAGUUGGUGUAUUUGUAUUGGAGUAUAUGUUAUUUAACCCUCAAGCCAAG
Ilex paraguariensis (yerba mate) is the source of this 1770-nucleotide messenger RNA. Lineage: Eukaryota; Viridiplantae; Streptophyta; Magnoliopsida; Aquifoliales; Aquifoliaceae. The record is from the annotation of a GenBank genome assembly.